Messenger RNA from Cladocopium goreaui, 2615 nucleotides. Lineage: Eukaryota; Dinophyceae; Suessiales; Symbiodiniaceae. The record is from the annotation of a GenBank genome assembly.
CUCAAAUCUCGAGCUGCUUAGCUCCUCUCUCCACACAGGGAUGGAGCAAGACCCGGCUGCAGGACCUGAGGAAUCGAAAGAACUGGAGAGGAUCGAGAAGUUCUUAAAGGAAAGCCCUUCUCAGAAGCAGCUGGAAGAAGAAGCUUCAGGCUUGUGGGAUGCCAACCCAGGACGUCCAUCCCUUCGGGAGAUUGCGUGUCGUUUAAUGGAGGCAGCAGGACAUGGAGAGACUGACGGAAAGCAGUUGCAGAUGAUGCAGUGCUGGGCAUUGACCGGGAAAGCCUGGCUGGAGCGAGGCAGCUAUGAUGCAGCUCUGCGGUGUCUCUCUCGGGUAAAGGAGAGACAGGUGGCUCCUGGUGAACCUAGCCAAUGGGCAGAAGUCUUGAUGCAGACGCAGCUUUGGACUGCAACUGCUCUUUUGCAUAAAGCAUCUUACAACGAGGCCAUGGCGGCAUUUGCCAAGGCAGCCAAGCUCAGGCCUGAGCAGACAAGCUGGAAGGCAGCAGAAGCCAUAGUACUGCUACGAGAGCGAGGAGAGAUGAAAGUUGCGCUGGAGCUUGUCAAUCACCUGGACCUUGAAGGUCCAAAAUCCUUGCGGCCCUUUGGGUCUAAAGCGACCGUAGCGGAAGUAUUGCGGCAAAGGAGCCUUUGUCUGCUGGAGCUGAAAGAUCUGCCGCAAGCAGAGGCUCAAGCGCGAAAGGUUUUGACCAUGGAACUCAGUGAGACAACUGGUCGAGCAAGAUCCCUGAAGAUCCUUCUGAAAGUCCUCUGUGCCAAGGAGUGCCUCCAAGAUCCCACUGAGCUCCAAGAGUUGAGCUUGGAUUUGAUGUCCCAAAAGAGGGCCACAUUGGCUGAUUGCAUCGAGACCUGCCGAGUCAUAGCAGAGUCUGGUUUUGAUCGGCUCUUUGUGAAAUGUCUGCAGCGCUUGCGCCGUCGCAGCCUUGACGCAGAAGAGCAGCGUGAGUUGCGACUCUUUGGGGCUCAGAUGCUGGCUGCACGCGUAGAGGAGGUCAUGUGCAGUGAGGCUACCCCAGCCGACAAGGAGUUCGCAGUGGACACCCUUUGUGCAUGGGUUGAUGAGGCGCGGAAUCUUGAAGAUGCGGUGGUUGGUGUGGGGCAUUUAUUGUGGAACCUUGCGCGGACCUUGAAGCCUCAGGAAGCUUUGCUUUGGCUUCAGAAGGCCCUCUCCUUCCUUCCAGAAGCACCUCUAUGGCGAGCCAUGGCCUUUUGCCAUCACACCCUGGGCGAUGGAAACAACUGUCGGCGAUGCCUUGAAGCCGCCUUGAAGCAUUGCUCCAACGAUGUGUCCAGCAAUCUGCUGCUGCUGGUAGAUGCGGCUGUACGCGGCGAAGCUUUGACCGUGCAGCGUGUGGUGGAGAAGAUGAAGCAGAAAGAGGUGAAGGUGACAGCCAACGAGGUCAUUUUUGUGGUGCGGGAAUUGCAAAGUCUGGAGAUCUCCCAGCAGCACCUGGUGAUUCUGGAUCUCCUUCUCAAGCUUGCAGAAGAGGAGAAGAGUUCAGCUCUAUGUUCCGCAAGCGUGCUUCAAAUGUACUUGGAGGCUGCCAGCCAUUUAGGGCCACAGCACUUGAUCAAAGCUAUGGAGCGGGUUAAAGACAUUGCGCUGCAAGAGGAUCAGAAGAUUUGGUUGCGGCAGCUGCUGGUGACCCAGGCUCAAGCUUGUGUCCAAAGCCAAAGUUGGCGUCUUUGUGCCAAGUUGAUGCAGGAGACAGCUGAGCUUCUGCCUUUUGGAGAAGACAAAGCAGUGCAGUGUGCUUCUGCUGCGCAGGCACUUCUGCGUGCAGAGCCUCAACGCCAGAAUCGUGAGACUGCGAGCAGUUUGUGUGAGGAGGCCUUGGAUUGGAUUCGCAGAGGCCUGGCUGCAUUGGAAAUUGGAACUGUGACAGCUGUGGAGAAGCAACUCAGAGACCUGGAAGCUGAAGCUGCAGGUCGAUUGGGUCAAGUUGUUUCAUCCUUGAAAUGUGCUUGGGCUGCUUUGGAGGCCCACCCGCAGGUGACCAUUCAGAUUCUGCAAGGCCACCAGUUUGAUGCCAAGGCUCCAGCUGCUGCAGCUGCUGCAGCUGCUGCAGCUGCAGCUGCUGGCCGUGAAUGCCUCCGUUUGCUGCUGCUACAUGGCCAUUUUGCCGAAGCCCUGCAGGAAGUCCAAAGGCUGCAAGAGAUGCAGACAGAGGCUCCCAACUUGGAGUCCUUGUGGCUGGCCGCCACUGUAUGGAAUGCAGGAGCCAAGCUUCUUGACACAGGAGAUCACUCCUGCGGCCGCCAAUUCCUACAGAAGGCAACCGCUUUGAUGCAGGAUUCCGGCACUCCAGAGCUGAAAUCGAUGCAGCAGGAGAUGCGCUUGCAGUUGAUGGCCUUGGCUUGAAGGUGGUGCUGUGGGUUUGGUCACCACCCUAGUGAUUCGAGCGCUAGUUCUGGUGCUCAUCGAAUUCGCGACACGCAAUUUGCGAUGCACUUCAAGUUUUCUCAGCGCGGCCUCAGCAUCUUAUUCGUCAAAUGCAGAGGACAUGAAGGCGACCACAUUUCUUAUCAUUCAGUCACGAUGUCAAGAUCAGACACUCCAUUGCUUCGCUUGUAAUUUCAGGUGCCAGUAGUGUGAC